Molecule: messenger RNA, 1163 nt
Organism: Tigriopus californicus
Lineage: Eukaryota; Metazoa; Arthropoda; Copepoda; Harpacticoida; Harpacticidae
Exons: 3
Coding region: 37-1080 (347 amino acids)
Source: RefSeq, a predicted model, not a curated record
UAAUGUAAUUGUAUUACAACUCAUCACAAUUCCAUCAUGGCAAAUCGUGGAAACAUCCUUGUGGCUUGUCUAUUCCUGGUGAUUCCGCAAGUUCUCGCUUGUGAGGAUUGCAUUUGUGGAUCAGAAUGCUUCGAACCAGAAGACCCCAGUCUGACCCAGGCCUAUGAGGAUGUGAGGCUGGUGAUCCAAGGUAUUCGUGCGGGUAGAAUCUUGGCCUCGCCGAAGGUCGAUAGCACCAUCAUCCACUUUGAUGGAACACCAACUUCCUUCGAGGGUUUUUUAUACCAACGUCAAUUGGCGGCCAUCGCUGCCCUUUCACUACCGGUGGACGAGACUUGCAAUCCCACCCUCGUCAUCACCUACUUUCACUGGGGAUCGUUGUCUUGGUUACCGAAUUUCUCAACCGGAUGCAUGGACAAGUGUGACACGGCCUUCUACAUUAAUGAACUCAUUCCUUACCUACCCACUCCGCCCAUGUCCACCAACCCUUUAUCAACGAGUUGCCUGCUGGCUCCACUGGUGGCUCAGCUGUAUCCCACGUGUUCCAUCAAUACGGAAUUGGGUUCUCAUCAAAUCGCUUUCAUGAAUGACGACAUUCAGACCCCGCCCCAUCCUUGCUUUGGUAGUAAUGCUCGGACUGCAGUCAAAAUGGCAGACCUGUCGACGCCUUCGCCUCGAUUCGAGUCGUCCUCGGCAAAUUCAAUUGAAGCAUUUUCUUCCGCUGCACGAGAGGAAGCCUCUUCAAAAAUCCUCCAAUGCAUGGAAGAAAAGUGCUGCUCUCAAAGUCGAUCAGAGAGAUCUAGGUUCAUGGAAUCCGAUGGAACGCUUGUGAUCAGACAAAACGGAGAGGACUCUGUCCAAGAAGUUGACUUGUCACGGAAUGUCAACACACGUAGUCAAUCGCUGCAGAAAACCAUUGAGGGUGUGAUUAUGAUGGAAGAGCUACGUUUCCUCCAAAUUGAAAAUCCGGACAUAUUCAGCGAGACCAUGUUACUUUGGAAUCAGAGAGCAAAAGACGAUUCCACUUUUAAGGAGGCCUUUGAGUUCGCCAAUGAGUUUGAUAUCAACUCUUUUUUUUAAGUCCAUCAAAAUUUGAUGAGUCCCAAAAGUUUCGAAGUUGACCUUCCCAUUUAAAAAACCGAAAUAGAUUCAGCUCUGCUUAA